CUGCAUAAUAAAUUAUUGGCCAAUCGAAAGUACGAGAAACUCAGGUGUAAAUUUUUUCAUGCCGCUGCACAGGCCCAAAGAAUAUUCUCGCUCUUUCAACAAAAUAGAUCAGCUGAUUUUUGUAUGUUUUUUACGUACCAUUUGAAUGUCUCCGAAUUUUUGUAUGUAGAUGGUCAUGAAAAUCACUAUUAUGAGGAAGGAAUUAUGCCAUGAGUUUGGAAUAAAGGAUGACGCUGAUGAACUAGAGAGCCUGGUCGGGCAUUAUACUUGUCCUCGUUCGUCCCAGGCUUAUGGUCGAAAAAUCGACAUGAUUUUGAAAUGCUCGUCCAAUGUCAAGGUGGAUAUUUAGAGCAGCGAACGGAAAAGGCACCAAAGACAGAUUCGAAAUGGCCUACAUCAAGAAAUUCGUGGAGCAGUCCUUUGGUGCAGGUCGUCUACGCAGUUCCCUUGCUAGUAUUCCUCAUCAAUAUGUCGAUGCGCCAAUGCAACUCCUGAAGAUAGCUGUUCUUUCAAUGACAGCUCUUUCUGCGCAACCCAAGAUACGAAUGAUUUGCAUCAAACUCCACCAGCAGUCUAAAAAUCUCCGUCUGACCACUUCCAACCUGUUCAGCCUCAACACGAAGUUUGGCUUGGAAUUCACCGUAGCCAUGGACUUUGUGAGAAAUUCAGGGUACUUAUACCUUCUGCGACUUGUAGAUCAUGGCCUUGGCCUCGACGACUGCAUUGCUGUUGCCCAUUUCAUCACUGAUUUGGUGAUCCCCACAACGAUUGAAUCCUUAAGCACUGUGAAAAAUACUCUGCGUGGAUCAUCCCGUCGAUAUUACCUGGAAAGUCAGAUCGCAACAGCACAAGCUUCAACAAGCUUCAGUUUGGAGGGCAUCUGCCUAACCUCAUCGAUCAGUCCACCCCAGUGCAAGUCACCCUUUAUAUUCUUCACUCCAAGAAAUAACCGCGUGCAGAAACACAAUAGACUUAGCUCUUGCCACACACAGUACAAGCACUGGCGUUACACCAUUGACCGCGCCCAUGCAGCCUUCCUGAAGCGAGUGCACUCAGAACUCCCCGUUUAAUUUAAUCCUCAACAUGUAGACAUGUUUUCUGACCAAUAAAGUCACUACAUACAAAAAAUAAGAAAAAAUCACAGUGCAAGCAGGAUAAAAUGGAAUGUUUUAUUCUAGAAAGUUGAUGCUUAUUGUACAAACAACA
Molecule: messenger RNA, 1206 nt
Organism: Radiomyces spectabilis
Lineage: Eukaryota; Fungi; Mucoromycota; Mucoromycetes; Mucorales; Radiomycetaceae
Exons: 3
Coding region: 330-1070 (246 amino acids)
Source: RefSeq, a predicted model, not a curated record